UAUCAGUUGGCUUGGUUUACUAUUUUUUAUCCUAUUUCAUGAUUUUAAUUUUUUGCAAUAUCAAAUAAAAGUCUUCAUUAUUUUUAAUGUCAAAACAGUUUUUCAAGAGUUUCAAUUCUAAGGAAAUUUGCGUUGUUUGACAUGUUUGUGGCGUACACUGCAAGCCUGCAACUAAAAGGUUGUCAACAGAAAAAAUGAAAUUGAAAGCUGUCCGAAUCAAGCUAAGAAUGAAGAAUAAAUGGGUAAUUUGAAUGAUUCUAAUCAACAAAUCAAAUGGAGUUGUUCAAACCUACAUGGAUGUUCCGAUCUCCCCCAGAAAAUGUGAAAAUAUUGCAAAUGUGCAAUUCUCCUCAAAAUUGUCUUUUUGGAAUGGCUUGCACCAAAGCUCAUUCCCCUCAGGAGCUCCAGGAAUGGUCAAUCCGCAUUUCAUAUGAAAUGCAUGAAAACAAAAGAUCCAUGAUGGAGAGAAAAUGUCUAUCACAAAUCGAGUCAAUCCGAAACAUAAUAAAUGAAAGUAGCAGACUUGGUUUGCCACCAAAAAAUGUUUUGACUGAAGUGUCUGGUGGUCAAAGUGUCUUAUGCAAACAGAACUUGUUCGUUACACAUCUUGAUAAGAACAAGGAGAUUUUCUGGGAGUUCAUUGUGAAAACGAACUAUAAUAAUAAGAAUCACAACAGUUCAACCCAAGGCUUACAAAAUGUGUUUUUUCUUGAAAAUGAUUGUCGCGAAUUCUCCUUCAGUAGCCUUACUAAUGGCAACGAAGAUGAGCCCUUAAAAAUCCAUGGUAGCGAGUUUUCCCUUGCAAAGUUCUACCCUUCUUCCGUGAUGUUUGCCAAGAUAUGUGUGAAGUUCCGUUCGCCGUCGUACGGUCAUUUUAAUGUCACCAUUAUUUUUGAUUUCGGUUUUGCUCCGAGAAUUGUUCGCCAUGUCGGUGUUGUUGUAGCCCCUGAGAAACACCUUUUUGAGAAGUUGUCCUCAACACCAAUCACUACAUCGGAUGAAAAACACAAUGAAUUGACGUGGAUGCAGAAAUAUAAACUAAUAUCAUUUGAUGACAGUUCCCCAGAUGAUAGUGUUACGCCUGGCACUGAAGAAUACCCUCUACCAGCAAACCUGAAAUACGGUGUAGAAUAUGGCGCGUUUGAAUACAUGGACGUUAAUUUAACACCUGAAAAUUUUCGCGAUCGUCUUCAUAAUUUGCUGUUUGUUGAAGAAUACGAAAGGCGAAAAAGAAUGUCAAGGUUGAAUGUCCAUUGUCACGAUAUAUUCACGCUAUUUCGCAAGCGCACAAAACUUCCAUCACUGAGAACCGUUGAUGCCCAGAAAGCCGUAUUUAUUCCCAUGUCUGAAGAAACGUUGGAAGAAGUUGGUAUUCUUGUGACCCGAGGAUCCAAAGCUUUGAUACGGUUACGACAGUUUAUGUAUGGUGCUGACGACUCCGAAGAUUUUGUCGUUCACGAGGCUCUAGUUAUCAACAUUUUAUGUGGAGAAAUUAUUCUUGAGAUCAGUUCAAAAACGCUAACUCUACUCAAGUCUAUGUCUUCACCAGUUCCAGUUGACAUUUGCUUCCGAUUUGUCAACACAUUUCUCUGUAUGCAUUCUGCAAUUGACCGGGUCAAUCUUGAUCUAAUCUUUUAUCAACCGUUGUCCAGACUUGUUAAUGAGACCAACCGUAAACCUUUGCUGCUACGUCAUUCGCAAUUGAGUCCUACACAAGCUACCGCUCUUUCAGGGAUUAUUAACAGUUCACGAGGUCCUCCAGUGUUACUCCUCGGACCAUUUGGUACUGGAAAAACGCAAACUGUUGCAGAAGCUGUAAAAAUCCUAAUAUCGGAGCAGUCGCAAAAAUGUCGUAUUUUGAUUUGCACGCAUUCCAACAGCGCUGCUGACCAUUAUAUUGAAGAUUAUCUACAUCCUCUUUUUACGAAGGACGAAAAUACAUUGUGUGAGAAACCUUUGAGACUGUACUGGGAGCACCGCUUGGCAACUAGCAUCAGUGAUACAAUGUUGCCAUAUUGUAUCAUGGAUCUUAAUACUGGUACGUUCAGAAAUCCAACUCUUGAAGAACUUGCGCGAAAGACUAUUGUUGUUACGACAUUGGUUACCGCUGACCUGCUUAUCAAAUGCGGUGUUAAACCUGGAUUUUUUACUCAUAUACUUAUUGACGAGGCAGCGCAAGCGAUGGAAGUGGAAACGCUUAUCCCUCUCAGUCUGGCGACAAAAGAGACAAAAGUUGUAUUGGCCGGAGAUCACUUACAGUUAAGUCCACCGGUAUUUUCAUCAAUUGGCCGCAAGCUGCAGUUAGAUAAGUCACUACUAGUACGUCUCUAUGAAGCCUAUCCUGCAAACUCUCCACGCAAGAUACUGUUACUAGAAAACUUCCGUUCCUAUCCGGAGCUCGUGAAUAUCCCGUCCAAACUAUUCUACGAAGGAUCUUUGAUUUCCAAGAAACAGUUACCUGGUGAUUUACAGUAUCCAGUCAAGCUCUAUGGUGUGUAUGGUUUAGAAGAGAAAACAAGAGAUAGUCCAUCAUAUGUCAAUAUGGCAGAGGUAGCCGAGAUAACGGAACGAGUCGAAGAAAUGGUUAAUACGUGGCCCAAACAGCAUUUUGGAGAGUUAAAGCUGGAGAAAACGUGCGUGCUAAGCGCGCAUUACGGCCAGAUAAGACAAGUGCGUCGAGAGUUACGCUUGAAUGGCCUUCACAAUGUCCGUGUUGAGAAUAUAAAUAACGUGCAAGGUUUGGAAUUUGACGUUCUUUUUCUAUCAACUGUCCGAACAUCUCGCGUGUUAAGUCCAGGUCAACACGAAGGAAAAGAUUUGGGCCUCCUGUCUAAUCCAAAGCUACUGAAUACAGCGAUUACGAGGGCGAAAUUCUGUUUGGUGGUUAUCGGUGAUCCGAAAGCUCUUUGUUCUGUCGGUGACUGUAGAGUUUGUUGGAAGACGAUUCUGUCGCUGUGUAGUGAGAACGGUACUUUUCACUACCGCCUUCCUCUUACACAAGUGCUGAAUUCUAUACGCGAAGAACAGACCCAGAUGCUACAACCUGAGUUCAACAAUAGCCUACAGCAGUACCAGCCGCGACAGUAUCACCAUGUUACACCACCAAUUCCCAAUAGGUUUCCUUUCUUUCCAGAACAGAUGGGUGGUAUAAGACAAGUACACCCACUGAAUAUGUUGCCUGUAAACCCUCUUAAUAUGUCACCCAAUCCACCUACUGCCCUAUCGACUGCACCACGUUCCUAUCCUAGUAUACCACAAUAUACCCCGUAUCCUAGAGUCUUAUAUAACAAUGUUUACGAUCAAAGUCCAGUGGGGUUUCAUCAACCAGCGCCCCAAACACCUACAUUUGUUACGCCACCAAAUUACCCAUCCCAAACCUAUGUUCCUGAAGUCGCUUACAAUCAUGUUGGCGGUAAUCGUGCAACACUCAACUUUGGGAGUAUUUACUCUCAGCAUGACGUGGGGUUUUCUACAGGGAGACCACAUGCUAAUCCAUUUCAGAUCGGUUUACUUAACAACAGUACGUACGCAACAAAUCUCCAAGCCCAAACUGGAUUUAUUGUACAGUCAACAUCAUCUUCUCCAGCACCACGACCUAGAAGCGAUACUAAGCAUCAAAGCAAUGCUUCGUGGCAGGACAGAUCUUAUAACGCACCUAGUCACGACGAACUGUCUACAUUGACGAACGAGUUGGUUGUAAAGCUCGACCCUUCAACAUCCAAUAUCGAUGGCUCACAUCCAGACAUUAAGAGUGCCAAGAAUGAAUUCAGUAACCCCGCUACAAUUCGUGAAGAGUCCUCUUUAUCCGAGAUAUCUGUACAAAGAGCCCACGAAAUCUCCCCAACUAGAACGCUAGAAGAAUCAUCCAUCGUGUCAUUGUGCCAAAAUAUACGGAAAAAUGUUGUUGCGUCAUUGCGGCAUAUCACAGAAUGUGAAGAAGCAAUGAACAUGUUCAUCGAAGAUCCCUCAGAUGAUGCAUCAGUUGAAAUAAGAGAAAACCUUAAAGCGCAGCUUGCCUUGGUUCGUCAUGAGAAAUCCUUAUUAGAGCAACAACAGACGCUGAAUAGAACUCUAGCGAAAAACGUUCAUUCUUUGCAAGUGAAUGCUGUGAAAAAUCAAGUACAUCGCGAUCCUUCCCUGAGUCUCUCCCCAAACCCUCGCUUGACUCACGUCUACAAGAUUGACCUCGACAGUGAUCACGAAGUUCAAGAAUGGUACCGACUACGACGACAAGAUCCAAUCGUGAAUGAUUACAUUAAGUCCUUCGAAAUGCUUUUGGAACGUGCACGAACACGAGGUCAUCCAGGUGAUAAAACUACGGAAUCUUGUGAAAUUACCGCUGUUGAUAAUUCUGACUUGAUGAACAGUUUACGAGGCUGGGUUCUGCAACCUCAAAGCGUUUUCUAUCCUUCUGAAGAUCUACUAUACGAAACCUACUUGGGUAUAGAAGAAGUGAACAGAAAGCUGGAGAAUGGAGAACUUGUUUGUUGUGCCCUCUCCAUGGACAAAUCUUCAUCUGGGAAGUCAGCGUCAUGUGUGGUCGAUGAUCCAAUGGAGAAAAAUAUUGUUAUUCCUGACAGAAAGAGCAUGAACAGAGCUUUUAAUACAGAUCUUGUUGCUGUGGAGAUUACACAUGAUCCAGAAGGACAAAAUAUAAAAGAAGGGAAGGUGGUCGCUAUAAUCCAAGAAAGGCAUCAUCGACGAGUAAUAUGCCGCUUAGCCUCUCCAGAAUCAACACUUAUGAUUCCAUUGAACAAUACCAACCCAAAAUUCUCGAUAUUGCAAAGUGAUAAUCAUGUCGGACAGACAGGUGUUGCUGUAUUUGAUAUACACGGAGAUCAAAUUCGCUUUCAUAAUUUUGUUUCAGAUGUUGAAGAUAAACUUUUUCUUGUUCAGUUUUUGAAAUGGGACGUUUCAUACCGUUAUCCUCUGGGUUUUGUAGCGAAGUGCUUUGAGGACUACAAUGAUAUGGACAAAUUGAUUCCGAUCCUUUGUUUUGAUUACGGAAUCCAGCAGGAAUUUCCUGCCGCAGUUAUUAAAGAAAUUGAGUUGCGUUUCCCCGAGAGUUGGCAGCUCCCUAAGGAAGAGCUGGAAUCCAGAUGCCGGUAUGAAGAUGCUUUUACGAUUGAUUCCGAAGGAGCUGAAGAGCUUGAUGACGCAAUCAGUGUCCGCCCUGUAAAGUAUGGGAUCUAUUCCAUAACAGUCCAUGUUACUGAUGUCUCGUAUUUCGUAGUCAAAGGUUCCUUGAUUGACAGAAUAGCUCAAGAAAGAGCAACCUCUGUAUAUUUACCAUCAAACAUAACGCUCACAUUAUUACCAAAGCGAUUAAGUCACAUAUGUAGUCUGCUGCCAGGUAAAGAAAGAUUGGCCGUCUCAAUUGAAUUUGUUAUUGAUUUAAGUGGAAACAUACUUCGUUCUCCGAUCUUUCGUCGAAGUGUUGUGGUAUCACAACGACAGCUGAGCUUUGACGAUGUAGAUGGCUUCUUAUCUGGAGAAAAAUCAUCGACCCAAAUAUCAUCGCCUGUGUUACGUUCACUACAAAUCCUUCACUGUUUAUCACGUGAAUUGUGGGCACGCAGGGUGCGUGGUGGCUCAUUUCAGGCAUGCGCAGAAGCACAUUUGCAACCUCCUUCGCGCAGGAUUGUGGAAGAAUUGAUGAUUAUCGCCAACAUGGCCGUAGCCAACAAACUAUCCAACCUUCCAGAUUCGCAUGUUGCUCCACUCCGAGUACAGCAAUCGCCCAAGUACCAUGUACUUCAAGCACUUGUCUCCUGGGCGGCUGAGAAUGGGGUUAAUUUAAAUGAAACGUGGCUCACCCAAUGGUUGACCGGUUAUCAGGAGCAAGAAUCAUCGCACUCAUCAUCAGUGUGUGUUAAUCUGAAGAUUUGGCAGCACAUUUGUCAAGAAAUCAAGAUAGGCAACAUGGCGGAUCUUACGGAAGAAAUAUUAUCGCAGCACAAGAAAACUCCAAUCACACCUCGACUUCAGCGUAAUCUUCCUAGAAGUAAAUAUGUUUCCUCUAAUCAAUAUUCAUCUACAGAACGGCGUCAUUUUUCUCUCAAUGCUGAUUGCUAUACGCAUUUUACAUCACCUAUACGAAGAUACUUGGACAUCGUUGUUCAUCGCGUCCUAUUUUCUGAGGCAACAGCACCACUUUAUGACGACGACGAGAUGGAGGAGCUGUGCGGGAUCCUGAACUUACGUUGCGGUGUUACAGCUGCAUUCUCCAAGCAUUGUACGGCAGUUUUGGAGGCGAAGUCGUUGCAAAGCACAGAUGGAUGGAGAACAAUGGAAAUUGAUUCAGUUGAAUCUGAAUGCAUGAUGCUCAAGAAUGUUGACAAUAGUAAGGCUUCGUCGCUUCACAAGCUAAAAAUGAGUGAUAUGGGGGCAUCCAUGUCUCAAGAUGAAGCAAAGAAAUUCGUUGCUUAUUGGAGAUUUCACGAUUUGGAUGUUAGUGGUUCUAAACAACACAGUCGUCCUCAAACACCAUCUAAAGCUCCACAACAUCCCUCUUCUUCCCCAGAGUUAGGAGGACAUGUAAAUGAAUCGCCGCUUUUCAGAGGAAACUUCAGUCUUCAACAUCCUUUGGCGCCAUCUUUCCAGCGUGAAAGAUCCGCCUCUUUGGGUCAAGAAUUUGAAACAAGUCAUAUGGUUGAAAUUCCGGAAGAAUUGUGGUGUGAACUGCUAAACUCUACCAAGAAGGAAGAUGCCUCCGCUAUAGUUAAAUCUAUGGAUAACAUCAACAAGCACGCUGUUGUUAGCAAAAAGCCAAGUUCAACUUACGACGGGUCGUCAAUGUCCAUAGAUACUUCAGGUUUUAAUGUUUUAACUUGCUCGUUCCAAGCAGGAGAAAAGCUGCAAGUUUUGUUCACUUGUUCCUCGGUCAAUGGUCUUCCACAGCUGCUACUUCAAGCAAUAAAUGUGAUACCUGAGAAAAUAUGUUGCAUUCUGCAUCAUAGGCAACCUGUGGAAUGUUUUUGUGAUAGGGUCGAAAUUCCUGCGCGAGAAAAAUAUUCUUCGUCAAAAGAGUACCAGCAAAUUAAUAUUCCAUUACUUAAGAUGGAGUCUGCUGAGAAAAGUGUUCGAGCAAAAUUGCCUUCUCUGCAUAUUAGAAAUGUGGUAAUAAAAUGGACAAAAGAUGCCUCUAACGCCAUUCAUGGUGAAUUGAACAUACGAACUGAUAGAUUCUUACCGUCAGCAGUUCAUAAAGAUGACUUCGUAUGUGUUUAUUUCAUUUCAUCUCAUGUUAUUCACCAUGGCUGCGUUGAAGAUGUGCCGAUACCUCUAGAGGAGUCCGUUUAUAUACGGUUGGUAUUAAACUCGGGCUGCACUACUGAACCUUUAGGAGCAGCUAAUGUUGAAGUUAUCCCACAAUGCAUUAAUUUCCGACGUAUGAUAUAUGCAGUAAGAUCUCUUCCUAAUGGAACAGAGGAUGUUUGCUCGUUGUUUUUAAAGCGAUUUUUGCGAUCAUCCAUAAAACAAAGCAGAUCAAAGAAUGCUCAUACCUCAUCUUUUACUUUGGAUUCAAGUCAAAGAAAGGCAAUGGACGGAGCUACUCAUUCUUCAUUUACUAUUAUUGAGGGACUCUCAGGCACUGGUAAAACCUACACAGCUGCUGCUAUCGCAGAGCAGUUCUUUUUGGAAAAUUCCUCCCAAAAGUCAACAACUAAUGUGUUAUUGUGCUGUCCAACUAAUCAAGCAGUCAAUGAUGCUGAAAAUAUCCUUUCUCGAGUCCCUACAGUUCGUAUUCUUCGUUUGUAUGAACGUGAAAUAGAAAUCCAGUCUUUUCCAGAAUUGAUCGCUGUGUACGGUUGCUUUAUGAGAUCUUCAGAAACACAAACCAUAUUACAAGAUUCAGCUUUGCAUUUUAAAAUCCGAAGCAGCUCCAAUCCUUUUCACAGGAAGAUACAGAAGUAUGCUAAUAAACUGCAGAUGUUAACAGAAUACAAAAGAGGGGAUAUGAUGCAAUUACGAAGAGUUAUUGAAGAAUACAAGAAGGUUAUUGAUAUGGCUGAGGAGUACGAACUCACUGAACAUGGCGUGAAUAUCAUAUUAUGUACCUGUAAUGAAGCAGGAAGCUCACGAAUGGAGAAUCAUGCUAGGGUGAAGCAAUGUAUAAUAGAUGAAAGCCAUCAUUCCCCUGAAGCAGAGAGUUUGUCAAUGUUUCAAACACUCAAUGCACGUUGUGAGCGAAUUGUUCUUCUUGGAGACACCACGGUGAAAAAUUUGCCAAUCAUCGAAAAUAAACUUGCAAGACGUUUUGGUCUCAACAAGUCCGUAUUUUCCUCACUAAGAAAUGGAAAAGGAAAGAAUGGAUUACCGAGACAUGUUUUAGACACACAGCAUAGAAUGCUUGGGAUAUAAGUUGUGGUUUUUGUUAGAUUAUGUUAAUAAAUUAUGUUGGGAAGCCCGUUUCUGGGACCCCUUCUAUAA
Molecule: messenger RNA, 8433 nt
Organism: Dendronephthya gigantea
Lineage: Eukaryota; Metazoa; Cnidaria; Anthozoa; Malacalcyonacea; Nephtheidae
Exons: 18
Coding region: 274-8364 (2696 amino acids)
Molecular function (GO): RNA nuclease activity; helicase activity; ATP hydrolysis activity
Source: RefSeq, a predicted model, not a curated record